UUUGGCUGGCAGAUGCGACAGUAACUACACGUAACCGAUAUAGUGGGACCAUUAAAACACCGGGAGCCGGACAGCAGACACCAUGGCCAUUAAAUUCUUGGAGGUGAUAAAACCGUUUUGUGCAGUUUUACCUGAGAUCCAGAAACCAGAAAGAAAGAUUCAAUUUAGAGAAAAAGUGCUAUGGACAGCCAUUACCCUGUUCAUCUUCCUAGUGUGCUGCCAGAUUCCUCUUUUUGGCAUCAUGUCAUCCGACUCCGCCGACCCCUUCUACUGGAUGAGAGUCAUCCUUGCCUCCAACAGAGGUACUCUGAUGGAGCUGGGUAUCUCUCCUAUCGUAACCUCCGGUCUCAUCAUGCAGCUGCUGGCUGGAGCUAAGAUCAUUGAGGUCGGAGACACGCCCAAGGACAGAGCACUGUUCAACGGCGCCCAGAAACUGUUUGGCAUGAUCAUCACCAUUGGCCAGGCUAUCGUGUACGUGAUGACUGGCAUGUACGGAGAUCCCUCUGAAAUGGGUGCUGGAAUCUGCCUGCUCAUCAUUAUCCAGUUGUUUGUGGCUGGUCUGAUCGUGCUGCUGUUGGAUGAGCUGCUGCAGAAGGGCUAUGGUUUGGGCUCUGGUAUCUCUCUCUUUAUUGCCACCAACAUCUGUGAAACCAUCGUUUGGAAGGCCUUCAGCCCGACAACAGUCAACACAGGCAGAGGGACUGAGUUUGAGGGAGCCAUCAUCGCCCUGUUCCACCUGCUGGCCACUCGCACUGAUAAAGUGCGUGCUUUGAGAGAGGCUUUCUACAGACAGAACUUGCCUAACCUCAUGAACCUCAUCGCCACCGUUUUCGUCUUUGCUGUGGUCAUAUACUUCCAGGGCUUCCGUGUUGACCUGCCAAUCAAGUCUGCUCGCUACCGUGGCCAGUACAACACAUAUCCCAUCAAGCUCUUUUACACCUCCAAUAUUCCCAUCAUCCUGCAGUCGGCUCUGGUCUCCAACCUGUACGUCAUCUCUCAAAUGCUCUCCACACGCUUCAGUGGCAACUUCUUGGUCAACCUGCUGGGUACCUGGUCUGACGUGUCCAGCGGUGGCCCAGCCCGUGCCUACCCCGUCGGGGGACUGUGCUACUACCUCUCUCCGCCAGAGUCAUUCGGGUCGGUUCUGGAGGAUCCGGUCCACGCUGUUAUCUACAUUGUCUUCAUGCUGGGCUCUUGUGCCUUCUUCUCCAAGACCUGGAUUGAGGUUUCUGGGUCCUCUGCUAAGGAUGUUGCCAAGCAGCUGAAAGAGCAGCAGAUGGUGAUGAGGGGACACAGAGAGACAUCCAUGGUACACGAGCUCAACAGGUACAUCCCCACAGCUGCAGCUUUCGGGGGGCUGUGCAUAGGUGGGCUGUCUGUCAUGGCUGAUUUCCUGGGGGCCAUUGGCUCAGGAACUGGAAUCCUAUUGGCUGUCACCAUCAUCUACCAAUACUUUGAGAUCUUCGUCAAGGAGCAGAGCGAAGUGGGCAGUAUGGGUGCCCUGCUCUUCUAGAAAAGUUUUCCACAAUCACACCAGAUAGACACAACCUCUGCUCCUCAUCGAAUCUUUGUCUUUUUUUUUUUUGUUUUAUCUGACAUGCACAGUCAAUGCUCUGCUUCUUGGAUGCGCCUCUCUCUCCGCGUCGUUUUUUUUUUUUCUUUCUUUCUUUCUUUUGUUCUUUUUAAACACUCAGAAGCUCUGAGGGCUGAAGGCGCAGACUGGAGGACUCUGGGAAGGGAAGACAGCAUGAUAUCCCAGCAUUCAGCAUGGGAAUGCGCCCGUCCCCAAACACCCCCCCCCCCCACUUUUUUUUUUCUAUUUUUAUUAUUAUCUUUUAAUGACAUGAAUCCUCUCCUUGUUCCACCUCUCCAUUUCAACAGCCAAUGAACUGCCUGCUUGAUUUUUGUCCACCUUGAUUAUUGGUUAGGAGCACAACUGAUCUGGCACUGACCGUUCUUUCAGGUGUGGAUGUAUGCUGUAUGUUGGGGCAGAUCACUCCAAUGCCAGCAUGUCAGUCUGUGAGCUCAUGUGAUCUGUUAACAAUAUCGUCAGACCAUGGAAACUGUUAGGUGAUCCACUGUAAAUAAAGUUUUUUUCUGUUUUUUUUUUUUUUUUCUUAUGGCACAACCUUGAAUGUGAGAGGAUAUAAAUGUUCUUGUCUGUCUCGCUCUCUCUCUCUUUCUGUCUGUAAGGACUGUCAGUGUUAAAACACUUAGUGGUAUGUAUGAUCUGUGUGUGGAUGCGUUGGUAGAGAGGAGACAGCCAUGUUCCGUUUACUCCUGUUCAUUUUCAGUUCAGUUUGACCGUAAUGUUUGGUUAAAGUGUAUACAUACGCGUUAUGCUGUGGAGAGCAGUGUUUCUCUCUUAGGCUUUGAGUAUCCAUCAAGCUUCUAAUACUGCUGUCUUUUUCCAUUCAUUGUGUUUGUUUUUCUAAUUCAGUGUAGCCCACUCACACAGGUCUUAGAUGAGGUUUGUUAUUGCAUUUUUUGUGGUGAGGGUAUUUCACAAAGUGAGCUGGGUGAUCAUUUUUCCAUUAAAGAAAAAUUGCUGUAAACCCAUUUGCUGCCAUGCAGGUUUGAGUGAUUGAUUGACAGUUUUAUUCAACCAAUUAAUCAAUGCUUAUCUUUUAGAAGGCGGCUCCUGUGGAACAGAAAAUUCCACAGUGUUCCCAAUAGAAUGUUAGUGCGAAUCGGCCAGUUAAAUUGGAAUUCUAGCUUUGUGUAAUUCCCUGCGGAUUAAGGAAAAGAGAGGUGGUCAUUACUGACUUAUUCUACCUGACUGAAUUGCUACAGACACUGCCUAAUUGAAGGUUGGUGUGGAUGGAUCUGGUUUGUGAUGGAAAAAAAGGUUGUUUUGUUUUUUUUCUGUAUUUGACCUGGUAUUAAAAGAGAGAGUGUUUUUUGCCAACUCUUGGAGCUUUGAUUAUUGUAUAUAGCAAGUCCUGCCACGUAUUAUCCACGUUGGUUUAAUAGUCUCUUUUGGAGGUAUGAAAAACACUAUCAUGAACAAAAACAUUUGUUUAGGCGACGUUUCAAUAAACGCUUCUUUUGUGGGUGAAAAAAAA
Chanos chanos (milkfish) is the source of this 3065-nucleotide messenger RNA. RefSeq names its product SEC61 translocon subunit alpha 1b (gene sec61a1b). Bases 83 to 1513 code for a protein of 476 amino acids. The transcript has 12 exons. Gene Ontology annotation, biological process: protein transport. NCBI's taxonomy places the organism in Eukaryota, Metazoa, Chordata, Actinopteri, Gonorynchiformes, Chanidae. The record is from RefSeq and is a predicted model, not a curated record. Gene Ontology annotation, cellular component: membrane.